AUGCACAUCAGUGUUUGGCCGUACUCACUCUCCGUCGUAAUGGCAGCUCUGUACCAGGGCACGGACGCUUCCUCUCCGGAUAAAUUUCUAGCCUUAAAGGACGUGAGGGAGGUGAAGGAAGAAACUACACUGGAUGAGAAGCUCUUCUUGCUGGCAUGCGAGAAAGGUUUGAUCUCUCUUUUAUUCUUAUUAUCAUCAUCCAGAAUUCAUUGUAACCUUAUUAUGAUGCGUUUAGGGUCAUUGCUCACAUGUAUUUUGGAAUCAGUGCACUUCCUCAAGCUCAAAACACCGAUCAUUGACCAUAUAACUGAGGCAUUAUGUCUGAUAUCUACAAUCCACCAUGACUAACAGAAUGAUAGAUCUCCAGCAGGGUCAUUGCUGCAGAGCACACUGUACAGUCAUACCACAUUUUUUCCACUGAAUACCUCUCGCAGCUGCCUACAUGUUGGCUGCUGUUGAAAUUUGCCCACAGGGGUUUAGAUAUAUUUAAAAUCUUGUCUGCUUUUAUCAAAACUUCCCACCAUGUUCUGCAGACCUUUUGCAACUCCCUAAUGCAAACAAAGUGAGGAGAGAAAGUAUGCAAGAUGCAGAAAGCAUAAGUGUAAAAUCCUAAAGGGGCAUGUCAGAGGGGAGGAGAAUGCUUCAUUGAUAAGUUGUGAACAUUAUACAGGCCUGCAACUGCCACUGUGACCAUAUAAAGUCUCUCCAAACAUAGCUCUGCUACAGAUACUGUCCUUUGAGGGAGAUGUUAUUGUUACAGAGGUUAAGAGAACUGCUGGAGCUGAGCCUGAUCUGCCAGAGUGUUUGCACCAAGUCAAGUUUUGUGUGUCUGCAUGGCGCCACACACAGAUAAUAAUUCACUUUUUCUUACACAUCAGACUCUGCAGGAGUUUCCCCUAAGAAGUGCUUGUCUUUUUCUUUGAUGUGCUUCCCAGGUGACUACUACAUGGUGAAGAAGCUGCUCGAGGAGAACCGACAUGGCGAGCUCAACAUCAACUGCGUGGACGUUCUGGGGCGAGAUGCCGUCACAAUCACCAUUGAGAAUGAGAAUCUAGACAUCCUGCAGCUCCUCUUGGAAUAUGACUGUCAGGUAGUGAAUGCACAAACACAAAUGCACAAUGCUUGCUCCAAUUUUGCUUCACAUAAGUUUUGGUUGGUGAUCUGCUACCCUUAUAGCUUUAAAAUGUUGUGUCUGUAGGCGACAGACGCCUUGUUGGUUGCUAUAGAUUCUGAGGUGGUUGGAGCUGUGGACAUCCUCCUCAAUCACAGGCCGAGGCGAUCUUCCAAGCCCUCCAUUGCUGUGAGUUUCUCCUUAAGCUUUAGAAAUUAAGAACCACUUCUUGUCAUUUAAAGUUUCCUUGUUUUCCUGUGCAGUGUUUACAUUUUUAUAUUCCUGUUCUUGUUUUUAGAAACUCAUGCAGCGUAUCCAGAACCCAGAGUACUCCACAACUAUGGACGUAGCUCCAGUCAUACUAGCCGCACACAGGAACAACUACGAGAUCCUGACCAUGCUACUGAAACAGGACAUCUCUCUUCCUCGGCCACAUGCUGUUGGUUGUGAAUGCACACUCUGCAAUGCUAAAAACAAGAAAGACAGCUUACGACACUCCAGGUACACUUCACUAAUGACGACAUGACAGUAUAAACAUUGUUGGCUUUUCUUAGAAAGCUGCAUUAAAGCUCCAGUGAGGAGUUUUUAUGUGGUUAAAUUUAAAAUUGAUGCAUAUUUAUGACCUAAAUAUAAGCAGAAAAGACCAACAGCUUCAAGACCAAUAACUUCUAUGUAAUAAUUUUUUAUGCUUUUAGUUUUUGCUGUUGGGUAGGUGUUGGAGAUUGCGACUAACAGCACACUGCAGAAACAGCCUUGUUUAAUAUUUUCUACUGCACAGAUUCACAGUAAAGGAUUUUAUUGGCUGUUAAAAGGAAGCAGGAUAAAAUUAGUCUCAGCUAAGUCUAUUUACAGCCCAAGAUCAGCAAAGAAAAAAAGAGGUUCUUCUUUGUACAUGGGGACACCAAAAUCCACUCAAAACAACAGUUUAUCUCAGGACCUUUAAGCGCCGAUUGAUCUGAAAUGGGUAACAAGUGUUGCUCUUGUUUUCCACGUGACACCUAUAUUUUUGCUCCUGGUGGCUGUUUUGGCCUUGCUUUGGUAUGCAGGAGCUAUGAAUCAAUUCCUCUGUCAAGAAAAGUGUUCCUCAAAGGUUCUUGUGAAACAUGGCGGCGUCUUGUUUUGAUGAUAACAUCAGCCUUACAGUGUCCUCUUAAGCAUCUGGAAAGAAGUGAUUUAGUAUGAUCCUACUUUCAGUGAAUGCUUUUACCCAGAUCUUUUAAAGUUGUCCCUUAAAAGGACCUUUGAAGCUGUCUGGAAGUAGAGUAAUGGUACAGUCAUGUGUCUUUUCAAGGGGUGAUCUGAAAUAUAAGAUCACGUUCACUUUAAUUCAAGCUGUAGCUGUAAAAACAGUGAUUCUUGUUCCUGAUACCAUCCUAUACCAGCUAGAUGAGAUUUUGCCGAGGUCCUCAGCUGGCAUUUUUAUUCUCUCUGCAGAGUGGAGAAGCCUCCCACACAGUGAACUAAAUGAAUCAGUCUACAGAAAGGCUGGCAAAAAAAAAAAACACAGAGGUCAGAGCAGGUACAAACCAAACAGCUAAAACAGAGGAGUAAAUGUUCCAGGUUUCUCUUUCUCUUAUCUGUGCUCAUGUUUCCUCUAUAUUUUCAGAUAUUUCAUACUUCUUUCUUUCUACAAACACAUCUCUCUUCUCACAUGCACUGUUUUUUCUGGAUCAGGUUCCGCUUGGACAUUUACCGAUGCCUGGCCAGCCCCUCUUUGAUCAUGCUGACAGAGGAAGACCCCAUACUCAGAGCCUUUGAGUUGAGUACAGACCUCAAGGAGCUCAGUCUGGUUGAGGUAGAGUUCAGGUAUGGCUGCCGACAAAUGUAGCAAUCAAUCAUAUCAGUGCACAUUUGUUUAAUUUCUUUCCACCAAAGAUAAGACUUUAGUUGCACCCCCACAAACAUAUCUACUGAAGCGCGCUGUGAAAUUCGAAGUCCUAUUCCUUUUCUGUCAGUAAUGAUUAAGAAUCAAAAUCUAUUAUGUGGUGUGAUUAUAUCUAAUUUCCUUGUUCCAGGAACGACUAUGAGGAGCUGGCAAAGCAGUGUAAGAUGUUUGCCAAGGACCUGCUGGCUCAGGCUCGAAACUCUAGAGAGCUAGAAGUGAUUCUCAACCACACAUCCAGCGAGGAUCACGUUGACAAGAGAGGCUUACUGGAGGAGCGCAUGAACCUUAGUCGACUUAAGCUUGCCAUCAAGUACAACCAAAAGGAGGUGAGAUGAGUAAAUCUGUUUAUGUGGUAAUGUCAUUUGCAUGCAUUUUGCAGUACAAGUAAUAAAAGGUUGAUUGGUAUCUCAUUGUUCAUCCAUUACUAUGCGCACAGAAUGAACUUCAGCGCAGAAAUGCAGAUUGUAAACACCCAGUUGUUUGUGAAAUGUUAAUAAACAUCCCAAAAUUACAAAAAGAGACAAUACCCAAAUAGAAAUAUACAAUUUAUGAGACUGGGAAAAAGGGUAAUUUGCUGUCCAUAGACUUGUUCAGAGGCAUUAAAAACACUGUCUGUCAUCACUGUACAACACAACCAGCUCAUCUGCUCCAGCACACCAUGUGCUUGUCUUCGUGAGAUAUGAGUUUGGCAGGAGAGAGUAGUUCCUCCAGGCAACAGCAGUCAAAGACAAACUAAAGCUGUAAGUUUGGGGCUGAGGGGCAUUUUACAGCUGUGGAGGCUCAGUGUGAAAAGAGUUAAACUCAUACAUCACUGUAGAACUGGAGGAAUAUGGUUGUUUCCUGCGAGAUAAAUAAGACAGUGAAAGUUACUUUUUAAGGCUGCACAUUGAGGAGUUACUACCUUUUGUCCGGCGUCUUAUUUAUUGCUUGUGGUUGGAACCGUACAGCAGAAAGGACGCUGACAUGGAAGUUGUAAUUGGAAACACAUCUAUACAUAAAAUUUACUCUGCUUGCCCAUGAUUUUAAUUGAAAACAUGUGGGAUACAGCAGCAUUUAGCAGAAUGGACUUGGUGAAAAUGGAAUAUAAUAUUUGUAAGUGUGUCUGGAUUAGUUUUCAAUCCUCUAUAUAUAAAAAUCGUUUUGUGUUCAUCAACUUAGGAUGCACUUUUUAUAUUGACAUAGAAUCAGCUCCCCCUACAUAAAGGCCGCCAUCAUGCACCACCAUGUUGUUAUGGGUGUACAGACAAAAUUGUAGCACAUUAGUUUUUGCAUUUAGUAAGUGACUGCUUGAAAUGAUCCUGUGGGGAUUGGAAAAUGAGGUCGCUUUUUAAGGAGGGUCACCUUUUAAAAAAAAAACUUCAUUUUCUGCAUUCUGAUGGAUAACACUGCAUGUGAACUGCAAAUUAUUAAGACUGAAAACAGAUUUGUGAACCUCAAAUAAAACAAGUUCAUAUCAAACAACACACACUCUACAAAUACAGCUCCACCCUUCCCACCACUUCGUCAAACCUCCACCAUUGCCCAUCCUUUUAUUCAAAGUUCAGCACAUGAACUGUUGUCAGACUGAACAAACGGCCCCAGAACUCAGUCACUCUGUCAGCACCACACAGGCAUGUCAGGGCCUGAUAUGUAACAAUGACCCAAAAUGUAAUAAAAAAAUAAAUAAAAGUAAUAAAACCCAAAAUGUGAUAAUUGGUCGAUAAUGUAACAAGAUUCUCAGCCCAAAACAUAAUAACUUUUUGCCCAAAAUGUAGCAACUUGUUAAAUUUAGGGCCUGUUAUGACAUUUAAGGUUUUAGUAAAUUUUUUAAUCACAUUUUGGGCUAAACAUAUUUGUUUUAUUAUUGACCAAUUAUUACAUGUCAGGCUUUAUUACAUUUAUUUAUAACAUUUGGGGUCAUAGUUACAUUUUCAGGUCAUUGUUACAUAUAUUGGAAAAAGAAAACAAAAAUCACUCAGGAUGACACCAGCUUGUCCCUCUACAUGUCAGACUGCACGUGCCUGCCUGGUCGUCUUCUGUGCUGCUUGUCUUCUUACAGUGUGGGUGUGUGGCGCAGACCCAGACGAGCAGUGCUCAGCUCAUAAGACUUCAUAAGAAAAUGUUGGCCAACGGGCCAGUUAGCAACUGGGAAACUUCCCGGUACUCUCUAAGAUUGGCACUUAUUUAAACCUCAGCCUGGAAAUGAAAAAAUUAUGGAAUUCAAAAAUUAAGAGUUUCUGGAUGCAGCUUUUCUUUGACUUGGAGAUAUUAAACUGGCAUCAAUAUUCCCAUCGUAGUGAACAGGCUGAAUUUGCUAACCUUUAUAAUCCUCUUACAGUUUGUUGCACAGUCCAACUGUCAACAGUUCCUCAACACCGUCUGGUUUGGAGAAACAGCCAGCUACCGACGCAAACACACUUGUCUGAAGAUGGCUACAGUGCUGAGUGUGGCCAUGCUUUGGCCUCUGCUGUCCGUCUGCUACCUUCUCGUGCCCCGCUCCCGUGUGGGCCAGAUCAUCCACACCCCCUUUGUCAAGUUCAUCAUCCACAGCGCAUCAUACUUCACGUUCCUGCUGCUGCUCAACCUGUACUCUCUGGUCUACAACGAGGGCAAGAAAAACACCAUGGGCCCUGCACUGGAGAUGAUAGAUUACCUGCUCAUUCUCUGGAUCAUAGGUCAGUUUUUUCACACACUUUAUUUAUGCUAUUCGACAACGGGAGAUAUUUGUUGCAGUCACAAGAUAUAUUCCGGUUUAUGGCAGGUUGAUUUUUUUAACUGAAUAAAAUGCACCCCCUCAUGGACACAACAAAACUGAAAUUAGUCUGAGAAUGAAAUCAUUCACACCAGGAUAAAUUUGCCUAGCAGAGUGAAAAUGAGAGAUUCUUGAUAUGGUCUGGACAAAGUCCAAUAUCCUGUAUCCAUAAUUUUAUCAGGCAAGACAUGACAAACAGCUGUCUCGAUGCUGAAUGGCAGAAAGCCCGGCCUGACUGGAUUAAAUCUGUCAGUUGUGCUCCUAAUUGAACUGCACAGAAACAAACCACAUCUUCUUCUUUCUCUUCCAUCUCCUCCUAGUGCUGGUAUCAUUGGACACAACCCACAUACAUGCGAAUAUAUAAGUGCGCAAACCAUGAGGCAGGGUAGUGACAGCGAGAGAUUGACUUGGUCUCUCUCUCUGGGGAAGGAACUCUCUACCCUCCCCUUCUGCUGAGAAACCAUUAGCAUGAUCAUUCAAUUGCUUUAAUGGCCCUGACUUCUCAGCACAGAUCUUUUUUCUCAGGGUUGCAGCACCAUUCCCUUCUCAAGUGGGCACAAAAAGCCUCACAACCACAGCUCAUUGGUCGAUAUAUCAUCUUUUUUUUCACCAUCGCUUUGAUAAAUCACUCCCAUAACUUUACCAGACAGGUUAUAAAAGGAUGAAGAAGGCAAUUGACUUCUAUUAUUCAACAUUAUAAAGAUAGUUGUGGGGUAAUUUGCAAUUUAUUCUGUAUAUUGCUGGAGUGAGGUUGGUAGUUGAGCCAUUAGACAGUAGUGUAAUGGGGUUUUCACAGGCCAGGAUAGCCCACUAGAGGGGGAAAGAUUCCUUAAGUACCACAAAAAGAGAAGGACCAAGGAUCAAUUUUAAUAACCUCAGCUGUUUUUUUCGUCUCUCCAGAAAAGCUUCUCUGCAAUAUAUGAUGCAAAAGUGCAGCUUUAUCCCACUAUGGUGUUUAUAGUAUCAAAAAUACAUACAGACUUGAUUAUCAAGAAGGGAGACAGGCUUUUUAUGUUUCUAGAUUUGCUGCAAAUGAACAGCAUAAAAAAAAGAUAAAACAGCAGCUUUUUAUUCCUUUUAGGACCAAUUGUUCUCCCUUUCUUCCACGCUGCCCCCGCCAUCUCAUCUUGUUCCAGUUCUCUCCACUCUGCUUCUUCCCUUAGCCAGAUGCCUCACAUUAUGAGGAAAUCAGAUGCUGGGACUGGAAGUGUGUCUGUGUACUGGACUCUGCGCAUAUGCGUGUGUGUCAGUGUCUAUGUGUGGGUUUUCUGUACUAGAUCUCCAUGUCAGACAUAGUGAAGAAAAUCCAAGAGUUUUCUAACUGGACAAAACCAUCUGAAUUCAUUCAGGGUUAAAAAAGAUUAUUUUUUAAACAAUCUUUCAAAAGGAUGCUAAAGCCUGCUAUUUGUCUGUUUACUGUCUUUUGAAACUAUGACUACCAAACACAAAUUAACCAUGUUAAACAAAUUAAAGAACUUUCCAAUUUGCUAUUUAAUUUUAUUAUCCUUGUAAGAGCAAAAGAUAAAAUUAGCUUAGACUAAAACAGUCAGAAACACCCAGUUUUAUUAAAUUCCCCCACACCCCCCUGGAUCCAACAGAUGACACAUUUUUCUCUUGUUUUCACUACACGAUGACUUAUGAGUGAAUGUGGAAAAAUUAAGGAAAUGUCAGGGGUGAUGAAAGCAGAGAGAUGUUUUUUCACUGAUGUGUUUAUAUGUGUGUGGUGAUGCUGAAUUCCUGCUCUCCUGUAGGGAUGGUGUGGUCGGAUGUGAAGCGUCUGUGGUACGAGGGGCUGGAAGACUUUCUGGAGGAGUCUCGAAACCAGCUGAGCUUUGUGAUGAACUCCCUUUAUCUGGCCACAUUUGCCCUCAAGAUUGUUGCUCAUAGCAAGGUAAUCACACAUGACUCACUCUCUCUGAUUCACAGGAUAACUUUAUGCAACCUUUUAGACUUUUGGAUUCAUAGACUUAAAUUUUGCUUUAUACUGGAAGCUGGAAACUAACUCUUAACUGUGCGACCUUUUUCUGAAAAGAGAAAAAAAAAAACUAAAAGCUCAUUAGCACCUCACACCCACACGCGUGUUGUCAGCUAUUCUGAGUAAAUGGGCUUCAAGCUCAUCCUGGAGCCAGGAAUGAGGUUGCUGAACUGAAGGUGUUAAUUUUCACACCGUAACAGGUACGAAAAGAGAUUGAGGUAAAUGCCAAUCAGGCACAGUUCAUACUCCUCUGAGAAAUCUUGAGAAAGACGUCUAGUCUAAACAAGUUGAAUAAAUAAAUUCACCUGAGUGUGGGAAAAAUAAUGUAUGUAAGUCCAUGCAGCAGGAAGAGGAGUGUGUCUGCAAAAAGUUAAGUAACCAACAAAGUUAAAAAAGCGUCAUAGGUCGUACAUUUUCGGAUAAUAUGGUAUAUUUUUAAUUUCUAUUACAGUUAAGGGUUUAACAGGACAUUUGUAAAAUUGAGAACAUAGAAUUGAAGGAGUAACAAGGUAACUCAUAAUUUGGUCUAUAACUUAAUAUAUUGAAACUCAAGUGAUGGCAAACACCUGGAAAGGUCUUCAAAAGUUCAAUUUAAGCUGUGGGAUGUAUAGAGCAGGUAUACCGUACAUUUACCCCUCAGUUAGCACGCUGUGAGCUUGAUUAGAAUUUAUACUGGAUAAAGAUGUAAACAGCUAGCCUAGCUUAGCCAACCCUCAUGAGUUAAGUAACUAAACAAUCAUAGCUUAUUGUUAAAGGGGUACAACAAAAUUAAGUAAUGAAACCAAAUGCUGUGUAACCUCAUCAUGUCUCAAACAAGCAUACAAAGUCCCUGGAAGGACAGUUUUAGGCAUGCUAGGCUAAGAUAAUCAUCUGCUAACUGUUUAUUUAAAAAGAUAGAAGAAAGAGUGACACUAGUGUUUAAUUAGAGUGUCGAACUCUGGCUUUAAUUGCAAUAUUUUCCACUUUUAGUAAAACUUUUGUUGACAGAUUGAAGAAACGGAUGGUAAAACAUUUAAGCUAGCCUUCUUUCAGGCUGUUUUACAUCUAGAUAAUUCUGGGUUAUUUCAUUUUAUAAGACUUUGCAUGCCAUGUUAUCACACUGCCAUAGAUUUCAGGUUAGGAUUCGACAUUCCCGGGGACAGGUCAUCCAAAACGGGGACUGUUCCUGAAAAUCUGGGGAUUUUGGUCACCCUUUUCUAAGUGCUUUGUCUUUGAACAACCUUUUCUAUUUCUCAGUUCAAGAAUGUGGAGGAUACAGAGAGGAAGAACUGGGAUGCCUUCCACCCCAUCCUAGUGGCCGAGGGCCUGUUUGCCUUUGCCAAUGUGUUAAGUUACCUGCGACUCUUCUUCAUGUACACCACCAGCUCCAUACUGGGGCCUCUACAGGUAAGAAAAUAAUGGUCAUAUAACAAAAGUUUGAUUCCUAUUAGAGCCAGACAUGACCCCUGUGGAGCUUUGAAACCAUAUAACGAGCCAUUUAUUCAGAAAACACAUUGAAAAAGUAAAAAAAAAAAAAGCUUAUGUAAGGAUUACAAAACGGCUUCUCAUUCUAUCACUAGCCUUCAACUCAGCGGAGAAACACAUACGCCACCCACUCUUCUCCUCUCUCUGUGAAGUGUGAACACUCAAGGACAAGCCAACACUAAACAUCACACCAGCUGUGCCCGGCAGUAUCAUAACCAUCAUCAUGAGCAUUAAGUUAAGCACAGUGAACUGAGGCGGCAGAUGAAAGUGCUCUGCUGUGAUAAUAUCCUCAUAAUAAACCCAACACAAGAUCAUAAAGUUUCGCAGCUUAGGCGCCAUAUGCAUCUGAAUUUCCAUUAUCUGCGUGAACAUAAGCACUUUGAUGUAAACAAAGUAGGUUUCUUUAGAAUAUCAAAGUCCAGGCUGCGUUGAAAAUGAAAAAGCCGUACACCCACGACACAUUGAUUUUUCAUCACGCUCUGGCACAGGGUGGAAUAAAUAUAAAUCACAUCAGUUCCUGACGGCAUUUUUGGCUGCAUGGGGAGAAAGACAGAAAAACAAAAGGAAACAUAUGACGAUAGACACGAUAGUGAAGUCUGGUGAUUGAAAACAUUUAAACUCUUACUUUUUUUAUUUUUAUUUCAACUUUAUUUACAUCCUAAAGUUUACAAAAGAAGUAGAUAUGGCUGUUUUUAAAAGUUAAGCCAAUGUGUAACAAGUUAGAAAAAUACAUCCAACUUAAUUCCAGUGAGGGACGACCACUCCUUGCAAAAAGAAGUCUGAUUGUCCUUCUUAGAAAAUCUACCCUUCAGCCUACUUCCCUGAUGACUUUGUGGUCUCAGUCCCAGGGUUCAAGCCCUCCACAACAUGGAUUUAUGUUAAUUUUUAAACAAUGGUCCCAUUUAGAGGAAUGGGAACAUAUGGGUGGGUAUGCUUCAGGUUUCAGCCACCAGUGACUGACAUGUCGCUGCAAUGGUGACCUCUUAGCAAGGGCAGAGACGAAGGAAAGCCCACCUGCCUCUCAAAUGUGGUCUCUCCUGGAUCUCAAACAUAGAGAUAGAGAUUUCAGUAAGAACCUAAGGCUUCGAAACAUAGGACAACAGAGAAAUAGGCGACUAGAUUGCCUCCUUUAUGUUCCAUGUGUCUAUGAUUUAUCUUUUGGAAACCCGGCUGGGUCUGCCCUGUUACCUCUGAGGUGCAGGAACAGUGUAUUUUUAGUACCUUUAGUAUUCCCAAAAGUUUAUGAAAAUCUGUAGCAAUAUAGUUGCUCAUUGUUUCUCUUACAUAACAGAAAAUAAAUCAAAUUUUAAAAAUCAAGCAUCAAGCCUGAAAAUAUCUUGAAAAGUCGUUCAACAGAAUAUUGUGUUUCAUUCAGCCAGCUGGAAGAGAGAGGCUGAGAAGCCAGCCAACGUCUGACUUUGUUUUGGCGGGUUCUUACUUUUCCCCUGUUUGUGUGACUUUAUUACAUAAAGGUAUGCAGUGAGGUCAAUCUGCUAGCAGGGAUGCCUUCCUGUCAUUAAGCCGAGGUGCUGUUUGUGGUUGACUUAUAAAACGCUGAGGGUUCCCUGUAGAUUGUUAAUGAGCACUUUUCUUCCAUAAUCUCCUCCAUCUUUCUGCCGCCCUCUCUUCUCCUUCUCUGUCCUUUCUUCUUUACUCUCUCUAUCUGUGACAUCACUGUCUGGCUUGGCAGGAUGGAAAAGUUAUUCGUUUUUGGAAAUAGAUGCCGCUGUGUGUUCAUGGCCAAACUCACACUCACAUGUCAGACACACCUCCCCUCUAAUACACACGUGCCCACACAUUUCCACUCACUUGUGAUUUGUGAACGUGCUAGUCGGUCGCUCCUCAGACCAGCUUUUGCGCACACAGACAGUGAGGCAGUGCUGUGUCGGUUCGCCGUCAUGAAAGUUCCUCUCAUUCCACGGUCCCUGACGGAGCCAGCUCACGUUUCUGCCGGGUAGUGCCCCCUGCUGAGGUUGGAAAGAGUGAGUGAGAGUGUGAGUGUACGUCUGUGUUUAUCUGCUAUCACCAGGGAGCAUUCAGUGAGCUCACAUAUGGCCCAGACUUAACCUCUGUGAUGGAAUUAAUCUCUUACAUAAAUCAUGGGGGGCAUGUAUGAGUGUGUUCAAGGUAAGAAGAUGUAAGAUAACACCAAACCAGUUCUGCAUGCACAUUUAAAUCAGGUUGUUUUUUUUGUUUUCAGUUCUUUCACAUUCAAAUUGUUAAAUUCAGUGGACCACUUUGCUGGUUCUGGUGUUGGUGGAUAUAAUUGUUAUGCAGUGCAGCACAAGGGAGAACUCAGUUGAACAAAUUUCAAAACAAAUUGAAAGCAGAAUUGAGACUAUUGGGAAACAUCUUUGGAAAAGUGUAACCUUCCGCCAAACUCAAUGGAAACUUGAGUCAUUUUUUGAUAGAACAAACGAAAAAACAACACAUGGUAACUAUUGUCUUUUCUAAUGAAACUUAAAAUUUUGGCCCCUAAAUUAAAUCUAAUGUAUUUAAAAGGAUUUUAUACCAAAUGUUUUAGUUAAAAUAGUGCACACCCAGCUGUAGAGGACAUUUGCUGCCAUUAUAAAUAUUUUCCCCAGUACCGCAAAGUAGGUAAAGAAUUAAAAUGUAACCCUCAAAAUAAUUCUGGAGGUCUAGUUCUGUUUGGAGUCAUUUCCUAAAACAGGAUUGAUAAAAUCCAAGUUACAAAGUGCUUUACAGGGACAGCAAGAUAAAACCAUAAAAGCACAAGCAAAGGCAACAAAUGAGAAACAAAUAGUUCAAAGGGCAUAAAACAUAUCAAAGAAGAAAUGGUAAUUGUGUCUUUUUAGUUGCUUUUCUGGGCGUUGUUUUCCUUUAUUGAUAGGACAUCUGAAGAGGGGCAGGUACUGCUAAGAGUAGAGAAUAGGAUAAGACAUGUGGCACAUGGGUUGUGGCUUGAAGUCUAGCCAGCAACUGUCUUAAAGAUGGACAUGAAAGUGAGACAGGAAGAGACCUUGAGGAUAUCAAUAUCUUGGUUGAACUAACCUCUAAGAGGAGAUUGUUCCAGAGCCUUGGACCAAGUCUUCAUUCAGGCAUUUGCAACAUACAGAAGAUUUCUCCGUGAUAAUCUCAAUGUGGGAAUUGGUUCAUGGGAUACUAACAAAUAUGUAGCUGGAAGAAAGGACAUGGAGAGCUUUGAAAGUAAUGAGAAGAAUUUCCAAAUCAAUUAUGAAAAACACUGGGAGCCAGUCUAAAAAGGUCAAAUAGGAAGUUGUGAUCAUGUUUUUUGGUUCUGCUUUAAAAACCUGGCAGCUGAGCUUUGCACAGUCUGGAUCAAUCCAUUGAUUUUUGGUUCUGGCAGGUAAAAAGUUUGUUGAAAGAAAGGAGGAGCAAUAAAAAUGAAAGCAUAGUAGCUUAAAAUGCUUUCUCCAACAGUAACAUCCAAAACAGCUCUGUAACACGUGUAGCCUAUGCUUUCCUGGUUUUAUUUUGGCAUAUUUGUUUGUACUGAAGUACUUCUAAUUUAUUCGACUUCCCUCCUGUCAAGGUUAAGAGCUCCUGGCCUGCUGCAUUCCUGCUCUGUUUGGGCUGCUACUAACUGAGAAUACCUGUCAGCCUGGAUAAGCAGGGAGCACCCUCACCUCCUAAAUCAGACAUUUACAAAUUGACCGCACUGCGGGGAUAUGGUCAUGACAAGAUAAUGAAUCACACAAACAGACCGACCCCUCUCCUCAAACAAGCUGCCUUGGUUUCAGUGCAAACAGCCCAGUCCCCGUUCACCUUGAGGCGUGGGGUGAGUGGUCAUCCCUCACACUGGAAACUGUGUGUGAGUGUUUGUGUUUUGCAAGGCCGAGCAUGUUCAGACCUUGUUUGAGCAUCCCUGGCUCAUAGUAAACAGAUAAGCCACCCAGAGUUAUAAAUAAUUGGUUUGAGAAGACUUUCUCUGUCCUUGAAACCUCCGUUUGGCCUUCUCCAUGUGUGUUCGGCUUCCCUCAGGCAGGGUUAGAGCAGUACAGCUGUCAGGAUGUGUUGUUUUUUCCAUUUCUUUGGUUAAACCUGCAAGCAAGCCCAAAAAAAAAAGCUAAAAAGUGGUCAGAAAAAAGGAGUACCAAAACGUCAGAGCCAGGUAGAAAUAAAGCUUUACUAUCGAAGUUGUCAACAUAAAUCAGGUAAUGAAGUUAGUGGUAAAAGUCAGCAUAAAGCGUAGAUGUGGAACAUCCCAAAAAUAAGAAAGCAAAACUUGUUUGUAAUUCAGAUGUUGUCAAAUGUAUUUAGACGUUGGCAAACAAAACACCAGAAACAGUCUUUUGGAUAUUUGCAGUCAAUUUUCGUGCAUGCUUCCUUAACACAGGACACACUUUGUGGUAUUUUUCCUUCUCUAAUACCGUGGUUUGAAGCUCUUAAUGUUUGCCAGAAAAAGUCUUGCUUCCGCUGCAAUGCUCAUGCUCAUUGGCUCAACAAAAGUGAGCCGAAAGUGCUGAAAUCAAUUGUCUGUAGUUACAACAACACUGCAGACCACAUCACCCAGACACCCAAAUAACAUGACUGAGAAGUAAGUUUGACUUCCAUCUUAAAUAGACACCAAUAAGGCGACCUUAUUUUCAGCCUCUUUGACAUUAAGCUUUCAUUCAGUGAGAAAUCGCUUAAAUUGUGUAAGGAUCAAACAAACUGUCCGUCUGUCUGUCUGGUGUCAGAGCUGACCCCAGCUCCCCUCUUUGGUAAUCAGGAUUUCCUGGCAGGAAACCGACUGACAAACAGAAAAAAUAAACACCCAUGUCUGUUGGAUUAGACCAGAUCAAGCAGAAGAGGAUUAACUGACAACUAAUUAUAUUCCCCCAGAUCUCCAUGGGUCAGAUGCUGCAGGAGUUUGGAAAGUUUCUGGGCCUCUUCCUGCUGGUGUUGUUCUCUUUCACUAUCGGACUCACCCAGCUGUAUGGGAAGGACCAGAAAGACCCAGACAAGAACCAAACGAAGGACUGCACGGGCAUUUUCUGUGAGCAGCAGAGCAACGAUGCAUUCCACACGUAUGGGCCAACCUCAGUCUGUUAAUAUUAGACAGUGAUGAUGACUAUGAUAGAUGUAACGGAUAUUUUCUCUGUGUUUACUAGCUGAUAAGAAUUAAAGAACCUAUCAGAGAAGUUUCUUCUGAAAAUAUUUGACCUUGAUGCUCACUGAUCAGCUUUCUUGUGUGUUUCAGGUUUAUGGGGACGUGUUAUGCCUUGUUCUGGUACAUCUUCUCGCUGGCACACGUUGCACUUUAUGUCACCCGCUUCAGCUACACAGAGGAGCUGCGCUCUUUCGUGGGUGCUAUGAUCAUAGGCACCUACAACAUUGUGGUUGUUAUUGUGCUGACCAAGCUGCUGGUGGCCAUGCUCCAUAAGAGCUUCAGACAAAUUGCUGUAAGUAUAAACAAAUUCUGCAAAGGGUUUUUCUCUCAUGCUACUGUCAGGGGUAAUUUGAGUUCAACUUGGAACGAAAAGUUGUGACCGUUCUCAUUUACUGUUCAGAUUAGAUAUCCCUGAUUUACUCACCCUGAAAUGGUUCCCAGAUGGGAAAUUGUUCCUUUCUUUGGAACUGCGCUGCACAUUUUCUUCUUUCUCGAACCAACAGUUUGAUUUUCAUUACGCUAAGUGAAAACAACUCAUUGACCAGGAAAAGCUGGCCUCCUCCUCUAGGAUUUUCACAAUUUCUUACAUUGUCAGGAUUCCUGCUCUAAAUGGAAAGCAGUGUGCGGAGGUUAAUUCUCACAUUCCUGCGUUCUCUGUGUUCUUGUCGGUUUGUAGAAUCACGAGGAUAAGGAGUGGAAGUUUGCCCGGGCCAAACUAUGGCUUAGCUACUUUGACGACAAGUGCACCAUGCCUCCACCGUUUAACAUCCUUCCCUCCCCAAAGACCGUCUGCUACCUGUUGACCAGCAUGAGCAAGUGGAUCUGUUCCCAUACCUCAAAGGGAAAGGUGAAAAGACAGAACAGUCUUAAGGUAAGAAAAAAUUGUUUCAUUACGAAGUUUUGAUAAAUUUCUAGACCAUUUUACUCUAAAUCAAAUCAUCUGAGUUUUGUGCUGUAUCGUUAACUUUCUUUGUCUUUUUGAUUCAGGAGUGGAAGAACCUGAAGCAGAAGCGUGAUGAAAACUACCAGAAGAUCAUGUGCUGUCUGGUUCACCGUUACCUGACUUCCACACGGCAGAAGAUGCAGAGCACAGAUCAGGCCACAGUGGAGAAUCUCAACGACCUGCGCCAAGACCUGUCCAAGUUUCGUAAUGAGAUGAGAGACCUGCUGGGCUUCCGGACAUCUAAAUACGCCAUGUUCUACCCAAGGAGCUAA
Messenger RNA from Xyrichtys novacula (pearly razorfish), 15455 nucleotides. The record is from the annotation of a GenBank genome assembly. NCBI's taxonomy places the organism in Eukaryota, Metazoa, Chordata, Actinopteri, Labriformes, Labridae.